AUGAACGGUACCGCGGAUGCUCUAGGCCAUUUGGCCACUGUUAUGGAGAACAAUCGACGAGCAUGGCGCAUACCUAUUCGAAGUGUACACGUAACGGUUGAGAAUCAUACCCAGCAUACUCUCAUUCUUGUCAACGAGCAUCUCCAUAAAGGCGAAUGGUCUAAACGAAGUGCCGGCAAUGAAAAUAUGGAUCGAACCAACCCGCAAGCGCGUAUUGAGCCUGGUCAAACAAACAUGUUUCUCAACGGGAUUGUGGAUCGUGGGAGUGGGGUGGAAGGGGAAGUUACUUACGAGCUUGAAGGUACAGGAAAGGCUGUCACUCUGUAUUGGGAUAAUCCCGUUUGGGGCAGCAAUUCAUAUGAGGAGCGGAAGUCCGGAGAUGUGAACGUUCAAAGGCACGGCGCCGGGUCUGGGGAUGACUCUGCUAUAACAUGGGCCUUUAGCGAUUGA
Messenger RNA from Glarea lozoyensis ATCC 20868, 450 nucleotides. RefSeq names its product Crystal protein ET79. The transcript has a single exon. The record is from RefSeq and is a predicted model, not a curated record. Bases 1 to 450 code for a protein of 149 amino acids. NCBI's taxonomy places the organism in Eukaryota, Fungi, Ascomycota, Leotiomycetes, Helotiales, Helotiaceae. Gene Ontology annotation, biological process: symbiont-mediated hemolysis of host erythrocyte.